Venustampulla echinocandica is the source of this 1824-nucleotide messenger RNA. Its product is annotated as MFS general substrate transporter. The record is from RefSeq and is a predicted model, not a curated record. Gene Ontology annotation, molecular function: transmembrane transporter activity. The transcript has 3 exons. The coding region runs from base 1 to 1824 and encodes 607 amino acids. Gene Ontology annotation, biological process: transmembrane transport. Gene Ontology annotation, cellular component: membrane. NCBI's taxonomy places the organism in Eukaryota, Fungi, Ascomycota, Leotiomycetes, Helotiales, Pleuroascaceae.
AUGGACGGCGCGAGUGAGCCCCCUUCGGGCGGGGCCAGCGAUGGAAACACAUUGACUCGAGGACGUAGUUGGGGAGCGAAAGGCUCGCUGAGAAAGAAUGUAGCUUUGGAUGGGAGCGCUGAUGGUGAAGGCUCCCCGCUGCUGGGCGAUGGGGCUCGGAGUGUGACUGGAAGCAGCAGAACCUCUUCAGACGAGGAUGGAAGUGUCAGAGAACUGGAAUGGGAGGGCCUCGCCGAUUUUGUUGGCCUACCUUGGUGGCAGAAACCCUCUAUCUACUGGGUCGUCCCAUCAUUCUUCGUCUUUGCGCUCGCAUUCGGUGCCAUCAUUGUCCCGAAGAUCAACCUCAUUGUGUCUCUCAUAUGCAACCGGUACUAUUUGGAACAAUCCAUCAAUAAUCCCUCUAUGGUCUUUGCACCUGGCGACGAAAACGGACCGCAAUGUCGAGACCCAUCUGUGCAAGCGUUGGGGUCGACGUUUCUACUUUAUAUGGGAGUAAUCACCGGGAUCCUAAGUGCCAUCAUGUCUCCGAAGCUAGGCGCUCUAUCUGAUCGUCAUGGCCGCCUCAAGCUCCUCGUUAUUACCAGUCUUGGGGCCCUCAUAGGCGAGGUCAUUACCAUUUUCGCAGCGAAGUACCCUGACAUAGUUCACUACAACUGGCUGCUUGUUGGGUCAGCCUUCGACGGCAUCUGUGGUUCAUUUACGGCCAGCAUGGCUUUGACCCACGCCUAUGCUGCAGAUUGCACACCACCACCAAAGCGAGCUGUUGCGUUUGGAUACUUCCAUGCUUGCCUUUUCUCUGGGAUAGCAUUAGGCCCACUGCUAGUAGCUGUCAUCAUCGACCACGGCGGUACGCUAUUGACUAUAUUCUACAUCGCUCUAGGAAUACAUGCCGCUUUCAUAUUCUUCGUCCUCCUUGUGCUUCCAGAAUCCUUGAGCAAGAAACGCCAAAUGAUAGCGCAGGAUAAACAUGCCGCAGCCGUAGCCGCGGCCGAGAAUUCCGAUCUUGGGCCAGCUGUUCGGAACUUGUCAUGGGCACUGAGACGUGCCAAUAUCCUUGAACCUUUGAAGAUACUCUGGCCCACUGGCCCUGGAACUUCCCGCCGUCUUCGUGUAAACCUUGUCUUGCUCUCAGCUGUCGAUACCAUCAUCUUCGGUGUCGCUAUGGGGUCGAUGACGGUCAUUGUUCUUUAUCUCGGCAUGCGUUUUAGCUGGGACACUGCAGAUACUUCCAAGUUUGUAUCCGCGGUGAACAUAGUUCGAGUCAGUGGGCUUAUUAUUGUCCUUCCUCUCCUGGGUUAUCUAGUCCGCACUCGACGCGCCAACAAACAGCGCCGAGAGUCAGGAUUCGCGGUCCCGGAACCACAUUCCGGCUCCGAUUUCCUGGACCUGGCCAUCAUCCGCACAGCAAUCUUCCUCGAGGUCCUUGGAUAUGGAGGCUAUGCCCUCGCUGGCGAUGGGAAACUCUUCGUGCUUGCGGGAGCUCUUGCUGCACUGGGUGGAAUUGGUAGUCCUACGCUACAGUCAGCCCUUACGAAGCACGUUCCACAUGAUAAAGUAGGACAGCUGCUGGGAGCUACAGGGUUAUUGCACGCAUUGGCGAGGAUUGUGGCUCCCAUAGUAUUUAAUACGAUAUAUUCGAAAACCGUGGGGACGCUACCGCAAGCUGUGUUUGUGGUUCUGAGUGCGUCCUUUGGCGUGGCCUUUUUGGUUAGUUGGUUUAUUCGGCCGAACGUGUACCUCGUCGAGCCUGGAACCACCGCAAACGCAGGAAGACGUGGUGCUGAUGAUGAUACCCUUGUUGAUGAAGAAAUCACUGGCAUCUAA